Molecule: messenger RNA, 858 nt
Organism: Daldinia caldariorum
Lineage: Eukaryota; Fungi; Ascomycota; Sordariomycetes; Xylariales; Hypoxylaceae
Product: EF-hand
Exons: 6
Coding region: 232-717 (161 amino acids)
Molecular function (GO): enzyme regulator activity; calcium ion binding
Source: RefSeq, a predicted model, not a curated record
UGGGAGAAGAUACUUGGUUGGCCCCUGGAACAGGAGAUGGUUUCAUGCAAAUCAUCCUCCUCCUUCGAGCGCUGCCGAUUUUCCCAAAUUUUAUAUAUUCUCCUCGUGAACUCCCCUUCCAUCGUCGAAUCAUCUUCCCCUUCAUCAAUUAUAAAAAAUAUCGCGAAUACCUCAGACUUUGACUCAUUUACAUCAUUGACCUAAUUGCAAGAUCCACCAGUGAAAUUCGAAAUGGCUCGAAACCUGUCACCAGAGGAGAUCCAAGUCUUCAAAGAGCUCUUUGACUCAUAUGACACUGAUAAGGGCGGCAACAUAAGUGUGGAAGAGUUUGCGAAAGUGAUGUCCCAGAGCCCUGGGAAGCAGCCCACAGAAGAGGAAGUCCAACAAAUCAUAAAAGAGGUGGAUCUUGACGGUGAUGGAACUAUCAAUUUCAAUGAGUUUAUCACGAUGAUGACAGGACAGCCCUACCCGCCGGUAGAGAAAGCAGAAGUUGACUAUGUUAAAGCAUGGAAGCAAUUCGAGCCUUCUCUCAAUGGUUCUAUUACACAGAGCCAACUCCGGCAACUUGUAGCCGAAUUGGGAGAGUCUAUCGGCGACGUAGAAGUGGAUCAAUUAGUCAACAACAUAGAUGGAGAAGGCAAGAUCACUUUCCGGGAGUUCGAAACUUUCAUGAAGAACCGAAGUCUGGUGGAUGAGAUUGUGAACGGUUAUCGGUGAUCAAUCUGAUAUGGCGCUCCUAGCACAAAGCUAUGGAGCACAAGAAUUGAAUCAGGGAUAAGAAACGAAAAUUAUAUUGUUGAACUACCUUAGGUAGGAAAUGAUAUAGCGAAGUUCAAAAAUAAAGCAUGAAAAACAAGA